AUGGAUCCUUUUUCAGCAGAGGGUGAACUCAUCAACAUCCACAGUGCCUUCCACCAAGGCCAAUACCAAUCCGUCCUAGACUUCGACACCUCCGCGCUCUCCCCCGAAAACCACCUUCCCGCCCGCGUCCUGCAGCUCCGCGCCAAAAUCGCCCUCGGCCAGCCCGACCAAGUCCUCUCCGAAAUCCAGAACGAAGACGAACCGGACCUCGCUGCCGUGAAGGCGCUGGCGCAGCAUUCGGCGGGCGAUGAGGAGACUGCGGUGAAGACUGCGCAGGAGCUGGCUGAGAAUUAUCCGGAGAACGCGAGUGUGCUGGUUUGUGCUGGGACGGUGUUGGCGGCGACGGGGAGGGAGGAGGAGGCGUUGGGGGUUUUGAGUAAGCAUCAGGGGAGUCUUGAUGCGUAUGUUUCCUCUUUACACUGCUAUGGGAGAAGAUUUGGGGAGAGGCUGAUUGGGUAUAGGGUCGCUUUGAUCGUUCAGAUCCAUCUCCAGCAGAAUCGGACCGAUCUGGCGCUUAAGGAAGUGCAGGCUGCGAAGCGUUGGGCUCAGGAUUCGCUUUUGGUGAAUCUGGCUGAGUCAUGGGUUGGAAUGAGAGUUGGCGGCGAACAAUACCAAUCCGCAUUCUACGUCUACGAAGAACUCGCAUCCGCCCCUAGUACCACUGCUGCGGUGUCGAUUGCCGGCCAGGCCGUUGCGGAACUGCAUCUGGGACGGAUCCCCGAGGCCGAGGCUGCGCUGUCGGCUGCUCUGGAGAAAUACCCCGAUGACGUGGAGUUGAUUGCCAACACGAUUGUUCUGAAUGUGCUGGCUGGGAAGCCGACUGAGGAGUUGGAGUCACGUCUCCAGCAGGUUCAACCGUCGCAUACCCUUUUGUCCGAUAUUCAAGAGAAGAGCGAGCUGUUCGAUACGGCGGCUGCCAAGUAUGCUCCGCGGGUGUCUUCAUGA
Messenger RNA from Aspergillus chevalieri, 945 nucleotides. RefSeq names its product putative Coatomer subunit epsilon. The coding region runs from base 1 to 945 and encodes 314 amino acids. Gene Ontology annotation, biological process: endoplasmic reticulum to Golgi vesicle-mediated transport; retrograde vesicle-mediated transport, Golgi to endoplasmic reticulum; intra-Golgi vesicle-mediated transport. The transcript has 4 exons. NCBI's taxonomy places the organism in Eukaryota, Fungi, Ascomycota, Eurotiomycetes, Eurotiales, Aspergillaceae. Gene Ontology annotation, molecular function: structural molecule activity; protein binding. Gene Ontology annotation, cellular component: COPI vesicle coat. The record is from RefSeq and is a predicted model, not a curated record.